Orycteropus afer afer is the source of this 945-nucleotide messenger RNA. RefSeq names its product nth like DNA glycosylase 1 (gene NTHL1). Bases 1 to 945 code for a protein of 314 amino acids. NCBI's taxonomy places the organism in Eukaryota, Metazoa, Chordata, Mammalia, Tubulidentata, Orycteropodidae. The record is from RefSeq and is a predicted model, not a curated record. Gene Ontology annotation, biological process: nucleotide-excision repair; base-excision repair, AP site formation; base-excision repair. Gene Ontology annotation, molecular function: oxidized pyrimidine nucleobase lesion DNA N-glycosylase activity; DNA binding; DNA-(apurinic or apyrimidinic site) endonuclease activity. The transcript has 6 exons. Gene Ontology annotation, cellular component: nucleus.
AUGUGUAGUCCACAGGAGGCCGGCAUGAAAGCGGUGGGCGUGAAGAUGGUGACCCGCAGCCGGAGCCGUGGGCCCGGCGUGGGGCCGCGAGGGAGCUGGGAGGAGGCAGCGCCGCCCCAGAGGGGAGAAGCGGCUGCAGAUGGCAGGCAAAACCACCGCCCUGUGAAGCGCCAGCGAAAGGUUCAGAGACUGCGUGUGGCCUACGAGGCUGCAGAUGAUGAUAGUGAGGAAGCCAAGGGGGCCAAGCCCCUCCAGGCACCGGCCUGGGAGCCCCAGGAUUGGCGGCAGCAGCUGGCCCAUAUCCGCGUCAUGAGGAGCGGGAAGGAUGCACCUGUGGACCAGCUGGGUGUCGAACACUGCUACGAUGCCAGCGCACCCCCAAAGGUGCGGAGGUACCAGGUGCUGCUCUCAUUGAUGCUGUCCAGCCAGACUAAGGACCAGGUGACCGCAGGUGCCAUGCAGCGGCUGCGGGCUCGGGGCCUGACGGUGGACAGCAUCCUGCAGACGGAUGACAGCACGCUAGGCGCACUCAUCCACCCAGUCGGCUUCUGGAGGACCAAGGUGAAGUUCAUCAAGCAGACCAGUGCCAUCCUGCAGCAACACUACGGUGGGGACAUCCCCACCUCUGUGCCAGAGCUGGUGGCCCUGCCUGGUGUCGGGCCCAAGAUGGCACACUUGGCGAUGGCUGUGGCCUGGGGCACCGUGUCGGGCAUUGCGGUGGACACGCAUGUACACAGAAUUGCCAACCGGCUCGGGUGGACCAAAUGGCAGACCAAGGCCCCAGAGCAGACCCGUGCCGCCCUGGAGGAGUGGCUGCCCAGGGAACUGUGGGGGGAGAUCAACACCCUGCUGGUGGGCUUCGGCCAGCAGACCUGCCUGCCUGUCCACCCACGUUGCCAGACCUGCCUCAACCGGACACUGUGCCCAGCAGCCCAGGGCCUCUGA